This is a messenger RNA of Lepisosteus oculatus (spotted gar), 1584 nucleotides long. It is a transcript of the gene cryzl1, whose product is annotated as crystallin, zeta (quinone reductase)-like 1. NCBI's taxonomy places the organism in Eukaryota, Metazoa, Chordata, Actinopteri, Semionotiformes, Lepisosteidae. The record is from RefSeq and is a predicted model, not a curated record. Gene Ontology annotation, molecular function: oxidoreductase activity.
UUGUGAGCGGAGCGAAUGAGAAAGCAGCCGUCGCCCGGUCUGCUAAAAUCGCAGGAACGAGGGGCGCGACUUUGGGAAGUUGUUUGGAUCGGGAGGAUUGUAGAGCAGGCUGCUUUUUGCUGAGCAGGGAUUUCCACCCCAAGAUCCGCUUUAAAAUGAAGGGGCUUUACUGUAAAUUAAGUGAAAGUACUGCGGAAGAAGUGAAGUUUGUCAUCCAAGAGACGGAGCUCCCAAGUGUUCCCGGCAGCCACUUUGUCAAAGUGCAGGUGAAAGCGUGUGCCCUCAGCCCGUUGGAUACCGCGCUUCUGAAGGACCUGAAAUUGCAGCAAGACUUAGUGCCAGUUGGAAGAGAAAUUGCCGGAGUAGUCCUUGAAGUUGGGCCCAAGGUGACAUUCUUUCGGCCUGAUGAUGAAGUUGUGGGAAUCCUACCACUGGACGCAGGAGUUUCUGGGCUGUGUGAUGUUGUAUUAAUCCAUGAGCAUCAUGUGGUGCACAAGACUGAGAAGGUGAGCUGGGUGGAGGCGGCCGGGACGAUCCGAGAUGGGCUGCGUUCGUACACGGCGCUGCACGCCCUGUCGCACGUCACCGCGGGAAACACCGUCUUGGUUCUGGAUGGGGCGAGUCCGUUUGGUAUAAUUACAAUCCAGUUAGCCCAUUACCAUGGCGCAAAGGUAUUGUCUACUGCCUUAUCUAUUGAAGACAACCAGCGUCUGGAGCAGCUGAGACCCACUGUUGGUGUCCAGGAGUCGAUAGUAGCCAGGGUGAUCAGUGUGUGGGACCAGAAGUCAGCUCUGGUGGACAUCUGCAUGGAGGAAACAGGAGGCCUGGGUGUGGACAUUGUCGUUGACACUGGAGUGAGGCUGUAUGGCGCAGAUGAGGAAUCUGCAUCAAAGAAGCUGCUUCCUCACAAGCAUGACAUCAUCACCCUGCUGGCUGUUGGAGGUCACUGGGUCACAUCAGGAGAAGGCCUGCAGCUGGAUCCCCCAGACAGCCGAGGCCUGUAUCUGAAAGGAGCCACAGUGUCCUUCCUGAACGAUGAAGUCUGGAAUGCCUCGGCCUCUUGCCAGGGGAAGUACCUUCACAUACUAAAAGAUGUGGUUGAGAAGCUGUCCAACAAGACCUUCAGGCCGCUGUUGGAAGACCCGGUGCCUUUGUACGAAGCCACAGUUUCUAUGGAAAUGGUUCAGAGGAGGAGAGUGAGAAAAAGGCAGGUUAUUCAGCUCUGACAUCCCCGAGACCAGCAAAUGUCAGCAGGACCCUGGAACCGCGCCGGAACAUUUUAAGGGAAAAAAAAAAGGUUCCCGUUGCUGCUCUUUGUCUUAAAGUCAUGUCAGUAAAACGUGUAACAUUGUGAGACUGUGGCCUUCCAAAAGGGAAAGUUGCUAUCCUCUUGUCGGUCUGUAAAUACUGUUUGUAGUUCAGGGGAGUGUCUUGUCCAGUUCGGCGCCAGCAUGGUUCUGUCUAACACUGCACUUGUAUCGCACACUUGCCCCACUGCUGUGUACAUGAGGAUCCUUUGGAGCCCAUCUUCUUCUUUUCCCCAUUAAAGUUCUGCUUAAUGUAUGUCUUUGACUACAUACUAUA